AUGAAUCCUUCUCACAUUCUAAUAACAUUGGUUCUUAAACUGGUUAUCACAACAGUGGUUGCAUUUGUACCUACAAGUCGUUAUUUACAGAGCAGCGUCGUUAUUAAUGAUAAAAUAUACUUCUUGGGUGGUAUCAAUGUUUCUGAAAAAGGCACUAACGAAUUAUUUUAUUUGAAUGUUUCUUUACCAUUCAGCACUGUAAAUCCUAAAUGGACUGAUCUCACAGCUAUUGCUCCUAUUCCCGUAUCUAGUGCUUUCUCACCUUCUUGUGUCGGUGGAAGCAAUAAUACUACUAUUUUUUUAUUUGAACACCGUAUAACAAAUCCUGUCAAUGCGUCUAAUUUAGUGACCUUUACCUUUGAUAUAGUGACUCAAAAAUGGAUUAAUACAUCAAUAUCAGGUAUUACACCACCACCCAGACAGGAAAUGAAAGCUGUUGCUGAUAAGAAUGGUAGAAUAUAUAUUUCUGGUGGAUAUGAUCCGUUUACAACCCAGAAAUCUUACAAUAAUACUUACGUAUUGGACUCUGUGAGUUUAACUUGGCUUAGUAGUUAUCCUAGUGCUCUGAUCAUUCGAUCCGAUUAUACUGCUACACUUUUACCAAAUGGGCAAAUAGUAUACAUAGGAGGGACAAAUGAUGACGCAAGAGCUACAGAAAUUGAUAUGACACAAGUAACUAAGUUUUUACUUGAUUGUGUUAAUUCUAUUAUUUUUUUGACAGUUUUAUUGUUCUUAUUAGAUAUCAAUUUACGAUACAAUUUUUGGAAAUUGGUCUUCGGUGGUAGUCCAACUGGCACUACUCCACAUAUUGGUAGUACACCACCUAGUGGCAGUACUUCACCUGGUAAUAAUAAUAAUAAUUCUCUCAUGAUUCCACUAGUUGUUGGUAUUGGAGGCACGAUUGUUGUUGGCAUUGUGAUUGCAGGCUUUAUUUGUUAUAGGAAAUAUCGUAUAGAUAUUCGUAAUAAUCCUUAUAUUGCUACUCCGGGUAGUGUGGCCAUAUAA
Cetraspora pellucida is the source of this 1005-nucleotide messenger RNA. The record is from the annotation of a GenBank genome assembly. Lineage: Eukaryota; Fungi; Glomeromycota; Glomeromycetes; Diversisporales; Gigasporaceae.